Molecule: messenger RNA, 783 nt
Organism: Osmerus eperlanus (European smelt)
Lineage: Eukaryota; Metazoa; Chordata; Actinopteri; Osmeriformes; Osmeridae
Gene: cnep1r1
Product: CTD nuclear envelope phosphatase 1 regulatory subunit 1
Exons: 6
Coding region: 76-453 (125 amino acids)
Cellular component (GO): Nem1-Spo7 phosphatase complex; cytoplasm
Source: RefSeq, a predicted model, not a curated record
UGCACGUUGGUUUGCGUAUAAGUCCUAUGGCCCGAGGAGAACUGAGCACAAACACCAGGAGCCGGGUAGUGAGCAAUGAAUUCCUUGGAACAGGCCGAAGAUCUAAAAGCCUUUGAGAGAAGACUGACAGAGUACGUGUCUUGUUUGCAGCCUGCAACUGGUCGGUGGCGAAUGAUUCUGAUAGUGGUUUCUGUCUGUACGGCUACCGGAGCGUGGAACUGGUUGAUAGACCCUGACACACAAAAGGUGUCUUUUUUUUCGUCGCUGUGGAAUCAUCCCUUCUUUACAAUCAGUUGCAUCACUCUAAUUGCUCUGUUCUUUGCUGGAAUACACAAACGGGUUGUUGCCCCAUCAAUUAUUGCAGCUCGUUGUCGGACGGUUUUAGCAGAAUACAACAUGUCCUGUGACGAUACGGGAAAACUUAUUCUCAAACCUCGACCAAACAUCCAAUAACAAAAAACUCUUGGGAAGGAGGGUGGGGAAUUAUGUGUUCUUUUAAUCACUAUGUUGAUUGUCUCUGGACGACACAGUUUCCAAAAUCCUAAAACAACCUGACAUAGAAGAAAGCUGAGAGAGGAAGCACUGAUGCUGAAAUGGAAGCUCAUCUGAAGUAAUGAAGAAAUGACUGGGAAAUGCCUUUGAUCCGCAUUUUGGUGUUACUGUCACCUUGCACAGCUGCUUCUGCUUCCAUGUGUUGAUUUAUAACAAUGUGCAUUUGUUUUAGAUAAAUGUUUCUAUUUUCAAACUAUCUUGUUAUAUACAUAAUAAAUACCUAAAUGUCAA